AUGAGCGAAUAUUUAGGAACCACACUCAAUAACAUUCCCAUUCUUUCCAAUGCCCACGGCUACUACGCGUGGAGCACACAAGCCCGACUUCACCUUACCAUUGUCGGCUGCAUCGGCAUCAUCAAAGGAACAGACACCGAGGCGUAUCGAAGUCUCAGAGUCUCACAAGACAUACGAGCGGGGUCUAUGCCGCCUAGAGAGGACGAGAUGGAUGGUCCCAGGACAUUGGGGACAGACGAGAUGAAGAGAUGGGAUGAGUGGAGAAAGAGGGAGCUUAGAGCCCAGGGUGUCAUCCAAGCCAGGGUAGAUAUGGGACUUUUGAUGGAGAUUCAAGAGUUAUCUACGGCGAAGGAGAUGUGGGAUUGGCUGGAGAACGACAUGAAGAUAAGUACUCCUCAUCAUUGUUCUGCCAUCGAAAGAAAGCUCCGUACUCAUUUCCUCCCUUCCAAUUCCUCGGUCAACAAUCUCGUUAAACAUCUCACCACAUUCAACUCUCUCUUCUUUGAAGCCAAACAUGCCGGUUGCGAGUUUUCCGAUAACACUUGUGUUCAACUAUUCCUUGAUUCUCUCACCCGUGCUACCGACUUUGACAUUGCUCUUCGUAUCUUCCAACAACAAUGCGGCUACCUUCAUACAUGGGAUAAUGUUAGGAAGAUGUACCAAGGGGAGAUUGCUCGAAGGGAAGCAAGGGGUGAAGGAGAUGUAGUUGGAGAGGUGAAUACGGCAAUGCAGAAGGUUUCCCUGGAGCAUGGUGCAAAAGGGAAGGGUAAACCUUGGUUCAAGGGAAAGAAAGGUGGUAAUGGUGGUGGUGGAAAAGAUAGUCAGGGUAAAGGUUAG
Messenger RNA from Tremella mesenterica DSM 1558, 837 nucleotides. RefSeq lists its product as uncharacterized. The record is from RefSeq and is a predicted model, not a curated record. Bases 1 to 837 code for a protein of 278 amino acids. NCBI's taxonomy places the organism in Eukaryota, Fungi, Basidiomycota, Tremellomycetes, Tremellales, Tremellaceae. The transcript has a single exon.